AUGACCCGAUUUUCGGGGGGAACCUAUCUCUGGGCCUCCGAAAACCGCUACGUACCGCUGUUCUAUGCACUCUCUGUCCAAGGUCUCCAGGUCGACCAGUCAAAAGCUUCUUUCAUUUUCUUUCGGUUUUGUUAUCGGCCUAUUUUUUUCGUGCUUUUCAACGCUCAAGUGGGUUUUUUUUCUUUGUAAACUAUUUUUUUUAAAGAUCUGAUAAAAUUAUAAAAUUAUAAGCUUUUUGUAUAAAAUUUCUGAAGACACAAUUUUUUUUAACGCAAAAUGUAGACCUUUCAAAGAAGGUCCUUUCACUAUUUCAACGGAUUUUGAGAGUUUUUUCGACUUUGACGGGUAGUUUCUCGGAAAAUAGGAAGUUGGGCCAGGUUGGGACUUUCAGAAUCUCAACCUGGUACAUCCAGAAGUACUAGAAAAUCCCAACCGUGGGGACUUUUUUAAAAUUUUCAAAAUUCGGCUUAAUAUCUAUCUUUACAGUUUCUAUCAACUUUCAUAUCAAAACAUUUUUUUGAAUUUUUUUGAGUUUGGCGAAUAUGAGGGUGGCUUAAUUUUUGUACUAAAAUGAUUAAUAAAUCGUCGAAAAUAUCAAAAUUUCCCAAAAAAAUCUUUUUUUCAAUAUUCAAAACAAAAGAUGAAUGAAAAAAACCCAAUGAAAUAUUAAUUUUUGCAGGGAUCCGACUACCAAGCGCCGAUAGAAAAGGAACAAAAAAUCCAUCGGCAAUUCCAAGCAAACAGCGCUGAAUACACAGAGGACUCAAAACACGAAUUUUCGGCAUUUCAAUUUCACGGAAAUUCUUCGAGUCAUGGUUUGUUAAUUACUUUGAGGUGAAACGGGCAAGUCACUUUGAGAGAGCCGAAAUGGGAAUGUGGAGUCUUUCUACUUUGCGGUUGGGAGUCCCCUGAAAAAUGGCCAGAACACUUCUUGAUGUACCAGAAGAAGAUUUUGCAAGUCCCAACCUGGCCCAACUUCCUAGUUUUUUUGAGAAAGACGCCUCAAAACCCAUGAAAAUAGUUUAUUUUUAUGGAUUUUGAGGCGUCUUUUCUCAAAAAAUAGGAAGUUGUGCCAGGUUGGGACUUGCAGGAUCUCUUUCUGGUACUUCAAGAAGUGUUCUGGCAAAUUUUCGGGAAAUUCCCAACCCCAAAGUGAAAUGACCUUCCUCGUGGGAAGCUCGAAAAUGGCUCAAAAGUUUUUUUUUUCUACGUCCUUAAAUUCAUAAUGAAAGUGAAAAAUUUGCAAAAGUGAUAUAAAAAUAUCUUUUUUUCGGAAAAAAAAAACUUAAGGAGCUUUUUACUUUGGCCCAAAAAAUCGAAAAAAAUUAGGAAAAAAGAGAAAAUUUGGACAAAAAUCGAAGGUUAUUAAAGGCGCAGGUCUUGAAAAUUCGAACCAAAAUGGUUUUCGCUUUGAAACCUUCACGAAUUUCAUGCGCUUUUAAAAUUUUCCAGAGUAAACUUAAUAUUUUUCGAACCCGACCUUCUUUCUCGAAAAUUCUCGAUUUAUAUCACAUUUGUGUUUCACUUAAACUUGAUAAAAUGCACGGUUCCGAUAUAAUUAUUGGGGUGAGAUACAAAAGUCGGUUAAUUGAACUCAGAAACGCCAGAGGGAUCCCUAUAGGGACAGGGGCUUGAAGGUUCCCCUCUAGGGACCACUUAUCAUUAUAUGAAUACCACGGAAGGUUUGAAAAGUGGCCAUUAUAGGGGUUUUAGAAAGAUUUUCUUUCCUAAAAAAACAAUAAAAUAACGUUUUUUUGGAAUGCAAGCAUAUCAACAGAGAACAAAUCGAUAAAAAUUUUAAAUUUCGAAGAAAAAAAAAAUUUUUUAAAACCCCUAUAGGGACCACUUAAGCUCUAGAUUCUAAGGGGUCAGAACCUAAAUCCCUAUAGGGACCACCAAAAUUUUUUGAGCAUAUUUUUGACCAGACGAUUUUUUUUCGAUCUGAUAUUGAAAUGAAUAAUUUGAAAAAUAAGUUUUAAUAAGAUUUUGGACCAUUUUUUAAUGGAAAACGAGAAAAAAAAAUGGAAAUGGAUUUUUUGUGAAUUUUUAGUACCUUUUUUGGGAAGAGCCAAACCUUGGUCGAAUAAGUAUCACUUGAAAUUGAAAAAAAUCGGGACAUUUCAAUAUCCUCGAUCAUACGAGGCUGGGCAAUCGCAAAAAAAUUCGAAAAAGUUAAAAAAACAUAACUAAAAAAAUUUGGUUAUUUUUCUCAAAAAAAUUCCGGUCCAAUAAUAAAAAAAUAAAGAGCAGAAUCUUUUUUUCCAGAAAAAAACAAAAUGUAUUUUUAUAAUAAUCACCCCAAAUUUAUUGAUUAAUUGUAACUAGGUAAGUCCCAAUUGACCUUUAAACGGGUUUCCUGUUUCAAAAUAAUUUCAAAAAAACGAUGACAUUUUUCAAAGUGUUGUGCAGUAGAAGAACUCCUGAAAAAUCGAAAAUUCAAAAUUUACUGAUUUUUUGCAAGUAUUUUUUGGCCUUUAAACGGGUUUCCUGUUUCAGAAUAAUUUUUAAAAAACAAAACCAUUUCAAAAAUGUUAGGCAAAAUGGCAUCUUUCAACUGAAAAAUCCAGAGAAAUUGAUAAAAUUCGCAAAAAUUCACCACAAAAAAAGAAGAACAUUGAACAAUUCGUGAAAUGUCCAAAAAAAUAGCUUUGAAACAGGAAAAAGCGACAAAAAAUCUGACAAACGAGAGAAUGUGUGAAGAGAAGAGACUUAGACAUUUUUCCUUUGCAUCCCUCGUCCUCUCCUAAUUCGACACACUCUCUCGCUAAAAUCUCUUGAUUUUCCAAGAGUGGAAAAAAAAAUCGAUAAUUUUUUUCUUUUACUGUCUCUAACCUCCGCAUUCUACACACUAUCUCAUCGAACCAAAAAAAAAAAUCAAUAAAUACUGAAAAGAAGAAAAUUUCCCAUUAUUCUUAAAACCAUCCAAAUUUGACGCUUCAAAUCUUUACACUAAAAAACGCCAAAGUGGUCCCUAGAGGGACCUGGGAAAAAGUUCCUGUAGUGGACAAAAUGGUCCCUUCGCCCCUAAACUUAAAGUAGUCCCUAUAGGGUUUUUUGAAAAUUUUUGUCAUUUAAUUGUUGGCGAAAAAUACGUGAAGCAUGCUACCCUAUAGGGGCCACUUUUGCAAGAUUUAGUGACCCCUUAAGGGGAGAUUAAGGAGAUCCCGUCUAGGGACCACUUUUUUGGAGCAUUUUUCCGAAAAUUUAUCGAUUUUCAAGGGAAAUGGGACGAAUUCCAGGGGACAACACGGUCGCGGACGCGGUUUUCCAUAAAGUGCGGAUCUUUUGCUGGAUUCUGACGGGCAAGCAAAAUCACAAGAUUCGCGCCAGACACGUCAAAGCCACCUGGGCCAGGAGAUGCAAUAAGUUUCCACUUUUUUCCACUCAAAAAUGGACAUUUCAAUAAUUUUAGGUACCUAUUCAUGUCCUCGGAAACGGACGAAACCUUGCCCUCCUUGAAUUUGAACAUUUCCGAGGGACGCGAAUUUCUGUGGUCGAAAACGAAAGGGGCCUUCCGAUAUCUCUACGACCAUCAUUUGGUUCGUUUUACUGUUUCACGAAAUUGAUAAAUUCAUAGUUUAAUUCGAAAAAUCUGUUACAAGGUACACCCUCAGUUAUCUAUUACCUCUGAAAAAGUUUCAAAAAGAGAAAGUUAGAAAAACCGUGCGUUCUUUGCAUCUAAGCCCCGCCCAUAAAACUGUACGAUAACUUGAAAAAUACAAGUUUUCGUAAAAAAAAAAGUUGAAAUUUCUCACAUAGAAUUCCAUUGAUCGGCACAUCAAAAAAAAGCUGAAAUAAAAAAAAAAUAAAAAAAGAAAAAAAGUUACAUAGAAAGUUUCAAAAUAAGUCUGAAUAAGCUCCGAAAAAAAUAGCCAGAACGUCACAAAAGCAUUUUUCCAAUCUCAUAAACCCCUUUUAAUACAGUAAUGUGACCUAGUUCAUCUACUUCCUCUGUAGAAAAAACCGUGCCGCACUUUGCGGGUAAGCCCCGCCCAUAAAACUGUGCGAUGACUUGAAAACGCGAUUUUUCGUGUUUCUUUUUUUCUUUUCGUGAAAAAAAGAUAGACUUAUUCAAAAAUGUCUUCAAAUCUAGGAUUCUGAAAUAAAACUUUUUUUCAGACUGACUACGAUUGGUUUCUAAAGGCGGACGACGACACCUACGUCGUUAUGGAAAAUUUGAGGUCGGUUUCUUUUUUCUUCUUUUUUGAAAUCUUCUUUCAGGCUUCUGCUCCUAUCUCAUUCGCCAGAAGAACCAGUCCAUUUUGGGUGCAAAUUUAAGGCCUAUACAAAGGCCGGGUAUCACAGUGGCGGAGCCGGUUAUGUCCUCAGCAGGGCCGCCUUGAGAAAGUUCGUUUUUUUCGAAUAUUUCAUUUUUUGGACUACGUUCUGUGGUUUUCUGUGUACUUUAUCUUAAUAUUUCCAUUUCUGGGCACAGUUUUAUGGGCGGAGCUUAUUUGCAAAAGAGGCACGGUUUUUGGUUUCUGGAAAGUAUGACCUGACUUCAUUUUUGCCACUUUUUAGACUAUCCUUAAAGAUUUCUUUGUGAAUCACCACGUCAAUUGUAUCUUAAUUUUAAAUUUCUGCAAGAAACGGCACAGUUUUAUGGGCGGAGCUCAUUUGCAAAAGGGGCACGGUUUUUUUUAUUUCCAAUUUUUCAAGCAGGAAGGUGUCUCCAGUCAUAUUAACGGCAUUUGAAAAAAUUUGAGCAAGUUCAAAGUUGAAAAAAUGAAGAAAUGGCACAAUUUUAUGGGCGGAGCUUAUUUGCAAAAGGGGCACGGUUUUCGUAAAAUUUUUAUUUUAAAGCAGGAAGGUUAACCAAGCCAUAUUUACUACAUAUAAAAAAGGAUUGAGCAGUUUCAAAGUUUUAAAAAAAUGAAGAAAUUGCGCAGUUUUAUGGGCGGAGCUCAUUUGCAAAAGGGGCACGGUUUUUGUAAAAUUCCAACUUUUCAAAAAAUUGACAAGUCAUAUUUACGAUAUUUGAGAAAGAUUCGAGCAAGUUAAAAAUUAAAAAAAGGAAGAAAUGGCAUAGUUUUAUGGGCGGAGCAUAUUUGCAAAAGACGCACGGUUAUUUUUAAUUUCAAUUUUUUUUCAGCAGAGACUAAAUCAAGUCUAAUACGACAUUUGAAAAAAAGAUUUGAACAAGUUGAAUAUUAAAAAUUUUUUUAAUGAUUUUAUUAAAUUUGACCACCCUAGCCGCUCUGAGAAAGUCUCUUUUUAGUGAUUUUCACAUUUUCGUAAUUAUUUUUUUCAUUCAGAUUUGUGAAUGAGGCCUUACCAAACGCCGCAUUCUGCUCUCCGAAUCCUGGCGGGGCGGAAGACGCCGAAAUCGGGAAAUGUUUGGAGAAUGUCGGGGUGAAGGCGGGCGACUCGCGGGACGACGCUGGAAUGCACAGGUUUUUUCUGGAAUCUCAUCUUUUUUCCCGGGGAAGUGAUGGAUAAUGGCCGUUAGAAAAGAGAGGUUCAAAAAAGGCAGCAAAAAGGCGGCAAAAAGGUCUCUGAAAGGCCGCAAAAAGGCACUAAAAAGACUGUGAAAGGGCAGUAAAAAGGCAUCAAAAAGGCAGCAAAAAAGGUGCAAAAGGCCACAGAAAGGCAGCAAAAAGACAGCAAAAAGGCUGCAAAAAGGCUGCGAAAAGGUAGCAAAAAGGCCGUAAAAAGAGUCCCUUUAUCGAGCCAUUUUCUCAAGAAAUAGUGAAAGAGUGAGACAGCAAAAAGGGUGCAUAACAGCUCACAAAAUGGGGCAAAAAUGGAACCUUUUAGGAGCCUUUUUGCACCCUUUCCGAUGAAUAAAAUGUGUAAAUCUACGUUUUAGAUUCCCUUCAGUAUGUGGAAAAAAAAAAAUCAAAUGGGAUUUUUGAAAAAAGUAAAAAAAUACCCAAUCUUCCAGGUUCCUCCCCUUUGUACCGGCCCAACACGUCGGUGACGGAGAGGCCGAUUCGAAUUAUUGGUUCUGGAAAUUCAUGUACUAUCCGAUGGAUCAAGGGCCAACUUGCUGUUCUCGUAAGUCUUCAAAUAAAUAUCAGAGAAAUAAAUAACGGUAUAAUCAGGGCUCCGAAACCCCAUAGUGAUCCUGAAGAUCUCUCUGAAAUUCCCUCUAGGGGCUACUUAUACUCGCUUGUACAAUUAACCACUCUAGGGGUGCUAGUGGAUUUACAUGGCUUUUAAAAUUUAGAAUCAGAGAAAAAAAUUACAAUAAUUGUAUAAUCAAGGCUUAGAAACGCCAGAGGGGCCCCAUACAGUGGCGACCUGAAGAUCUUUCUAAAAUUCCCUCUAGGGGCCACUAAAACUUGCUUGUAGAAGUGACCACUCUAAUGGUGCAUUCUAGGGGAUCCUACACGACUUUUUAACUUCAAAAUCAGAAAAAAAAAUUGAGAUACCACUAUAGGGACCACUUGACUUCUAGGAGCUCAGAUCCCAUAGGGACCACCUAAAAUUUACCCCUCUAGGGAUCACUAUUUUGUCCCCUAUAGGGGCUGUUUUCUUCCCUAAUCCCUCUAGGGGCCACUUUGGCGUUCCUAAGUUUGAAAAUUUCUUCCAAAAGCUUCUUUUUCCCUUUUUUCAAAACCAAUUGUUUCAAGUUUAAAAACACAGCAUAAAAAAAGCUACAGUAACCAAAUAUUUCUCGGAAAAAGGUUUCGAAUCGAAAUUUUUUAUCAGAAAAAGAGAAAAAUCAAUAAUUUUUCGCCUGAUUCUAUCAAAAAAAUCAAUAAAUCCUGGAUCUUCGAUUACAAAAAAAAAAUCAAUAAUUUUCCAGAAAUAGCGGGGAAGGAAGAAAGAAAAAUCAAUAACCUUUAAAAUUUUGAUGGCAGGAAAAGUGAAAAAUCAAUAAAACCUGGAUUACAAAAAAAAAUCAAAAAAUCAAUAAUUUUUCCAGCCUACGCCAUCGCUUUCCACUACGUGGACGCCAGUCUGAUGUACAUUUUGGAGUACCUUUUCUAUCAUUUGAAGCCGUAUGGGAUCGAUCAAAAGCUUCUGGUGGACCGACAUGAGACGGUUCUGAAAGCCGCUUAUGAAUUUUCCCUUUCUCAACGAGGCCGGGAUGAUUUUAAAGGGUCAGUGUAAACUGGAAGGUCUUUUUCCAAGCCUUGGCCGCGUUUGGAAUGGCUCAAACUGUCGUGUUUGUUUUGAAAACGCGUCCGACCCAAAACGACUUGCGCCGGUCGUCAUUCGGAAUGGAUGAAGCUCAAAUAUUCUUUUUUUAGCCGCUGAGCCAUUCCAAAUGCGACCAAAACUUUAAAAAUAAAAUUUUUCACAAAAAACUUCAAAAAUCCUGAAAAACACAAGUAAAGCAGCAUUCGUACUCCCUUCUUUCAAAGCAAAAAUAAUCAUAGUUAACUUUUUAUUUCAUUUAUUUUUAUUCCUAUCAUUUUCAGGAACCAAACGAGCUGGAUAACGUGA
Caenorhabditis auriculariae is the source of this 7395-nucleotide messenger RNA. The record is from the annotation of a GenBank genome assembly. NCBI's taxonomy places the organism in Eukaryota, Metazoa, Nematoda, Chromadorea, Rhabditida, Rhabditidae.